AUGUCUGUUGCACAUACUGAUCAAGAACACAAAUCACUUCAAGAUGAAGAAAUCCAAGUUCAAAGUUUAGGAGAUGAAGAUUAUUUAGAUCAUCAUCAACUAAAUAAAAUUUACUUAAAACUUGAUUUUAGAAUCAUUCCUGCUUUAUGGUGUCUUUAUUUUUUUACCAUGUUAUGUAGUCUUUCAUAUGGUUUAACAUUAACUAUGAAUAGAGAACAAGGACAUUCAUUGAUUCAAUAUUUGAAAUUAUCGACUCAUGAUUUAUCCCUUGCUCUGUCUUUAGAAACUGUUGCUUUUAUUGUAUUUGAUCUUCCUAUGAAUUUAAUCAUGACUAAAGUAUCUCCUCAAACUUGGUUAGCUAGAAUUGUUAUUACUGUUGGUGUUGUUUAUUGUUUUUAUCAUAUUUUACAUAAUACUGCGGGUUUAAUUGUUAUUCGUGUUGUUAGUGGUAUUGUUGGUGCUGGUAUUUGGCCAGGUAUGACAUAUUAUAUUUCAUUAUGGUAUCCUAAUGAAAUUAUGACUCGUCGUAUUGGUUAUUAUUUCACUGCUGCUCAAAUCUCUGCCGCGGCUGCUGGGUUGAUAAGUGCUGGUGUUCAAAGAAUGGAUGGAGUUAAAGGAUACUAUGGAUGGCAAUGGAUGUAUUUAAUUUAUGGUGUUGUAACGAUUGCUGUUGGUAUUUCAUUGUUAUGGUGGCUACCAGAUAGACCAUUUGCAGUCAAAUCUGAACCAACAAAUACAUUGAUGAGAUUCUACAGAAAAUAUUUAACUCCUCCAUAUCCAUUAAACAACAAAGAUAGAGAAUUACAUCGUCGUGAUAUGGGGAAAAGAAGUAAAUUGGUCACUUGGGGUUGGAGAGAUAUUUUCCGUAUUAUUACAGAUAUUCGAAUUUGGCCAAUUAUCAUCAUGUAUUUCGGUGUUGUUGGAACUGGUAUGGGAUUAGCUGUUUUUGGAUCUGUUAUUAUCUCAGUACAAAACCCUUCUUUAUCUUCAGUCAAUGUCUCUUUAUUAUAUGCUCCAAUUUGGUUGUUUGAUCUUGGUGGGAUUUUAAUCAUGACUCCAUUUGCUGAUAAAUUUAGAAAUUUACGUCCUGUUAUUUUCAGUUUUGCAUGUAUGAUCAUUAUCACUGGUAUGUUGGUGACAACUUAUGCCCAUGGACCAUGGAACAAGUAUGCGGGCUUGUUAAUUGCAGGAUUUGGUUUGGGUCCAACUGUUCCAAUUUGUAUGUCAUGGUCUUCUGAGAUUUUUGCCAAAGAUUAUGGUGAUGUAGGUAGUGCAGUUAGUGCUGCUUUAGUCAGUGGUUUGGGUAAUUUAGGGACUGUAACAGCUACUUAUGCUUUAUAUUCUGGUUGGCCUGCUGACGAGGCAAGGUUGUUUAGAGAUUCAAAUAUGAUGUUAGUACUCAUGUUAGGAGUCAGUAUCAUUGCGUCAGGUGUUUGUUACUUACUUAAGGAUAAAAGAAGGCAAUUCAUCUGA
Candida tropicalis MYA-3404 is the source of this 1473-nucleotide messenger RNA. RefSeq lists its product as uncharacterized. Lineage: Eukaryota; Fungi; Ascomycota; Pichiomycetes; Serinales; Debaryomycetaceae. Bases 1 to 1473 code for a protein of 490 amino acids. The record is from RefSeq and is a predicted model, not a curated record. Gene Ontology annotation, cellular component: membrane. Gene Ontology annotation, biological process: biotin import across plasma membrane. Gene Ontology annotation, molecular function: solute:proton symporter activity; biotin transmembrane transporter activity; dethiobiotin transmembrane transporter activity. The transcript has a single exon.